CCACUCUCUCUCUCUCUCUCUCCCGUGCUUCUGUUCUUUCUCUCUCUAAAUUCUACGGCGUUUUGGAGAGGAACGAGGAGGAGGAGAUCGAGAGCUCGUUGAUUCGUUGAUUUGGGUAAUCUCUCUAUGUUUCCAAGAAAUGCAGUGUAAAGAUUGCCUCUGAUCGCGACUGCUAGAAUAUGGAAGCCUGCGACUGCAUUGAGCCACAGUGGUCUGCAGAUGACAUUCUAUUAAAGUAUCAGUACAUAUCUGACUUUUUCAUUGCUUUCGCGUACUUCUCUAUACCAUUAGAGCUCAUCUACUUCGUGAAGAAGUCCUCCUUUCCUUACCGAUGGGUCCUAAUACAAUUUGGCGUCUUCAUCGUUCUUUGUGGCGCGACCCACUUAAUAAAUUUUUGGACUUUCACCAUGCACUCAAAAACACUAGCUUUACUAAUGACGGUUGCUAAAGUCUCGACGGCUGUAGUCUCGUGCGCCACAGCCCUGAUGCUAGUCCACAUUAUUCCCGACUUGCUAAGUGUGAAAACUAGAGAGCUUUUCUUAAAGAACAAGGCGGAGGAGCUCGAUCGGGCAAUGGGAAUUAUACGCACGCAAGAGGAGGCGGGAAGGCACGUACGGAUGCUCACGCACGAAAUCCGGAGCACUCUCGACAGGCAUACCAUUUUGAAGACGACGCUUGUCGAGCUCGGAAGGACUUUGGAUUUAGCGGAGUGUGCUUUGUGGAUGCCUUCGCGUUCGGGGUCGAAUCUUCAACUGUCUCAUACGCUGUACCACCAAGUACCGCGUGGGUCUAUUGUGUCGAUAAAUCUUCCUAUUGUGAAUCAAGUAUUUAGUAGUAAUCAGGCAGUAAGGAUUCCGCACGCAUGUCCAUUAGCAAGGAUCCACCCCUACAUGGGUAGGUAUGUGCCUCCCGAGGUGGUUGCUGUGCGGGAGCCGCUCUUGCAUCUUUCGAAUUUCCAAAUGAAUGAUUGCCCUGAGUUGUCUUCGAAGAGCUAUGCAGUGAUGGUUUUGAUGCUUCCCCCAGAUAGCGCGCGCAAAUGGCACGUUCAUGAGUUGGAGCUUGUUGAGGUGGUUGCAGAUCAGGUAGCAGUGGCACUUUCUCAUGCUGCCAUUCUGGAAGAGUCGUUGCGAGCUCGUGAUCUACUCAUGGAGCAAAAUGUGGCCCUAGACUUAGCUCGUCGGAAGGCGGAAAUGGCCAUCCGCGCCCGAAACAAUUUGCUCGCUGUCAUGAACCACGAAAUGCGGACGCCUAUGCAUGCGGUCAUUUCUCUCUUAUCUCUUCUCCUUGAAACUGAGCUAACUCCGGAAAAGCGGUUGAUGGUAGAAACAGUCUUAACAAGUAGCAACCUUCUCGCCACCCUCAUUAAUGAUGUUUUGGACCUUUCCAAGCUCGAGGAUGGUAGCCUCGAAUUAGACAUCGCACCUUUCAAUCUGCAUGCUGUUUUGAGAGAUGUAAUUAAUGUGAUUAAACCGAUAGCGUCCGUAAAAAAUCUACAGAUGCAGGUCACUUUGGCACCAGACCUGCCUCUAUGUGCUGUUGGUGACGAAAAAAGGCUUAUGCAGACUGUACUAAAUGUUGCUGCGAAUGCCGUAAAGUAUACGAAGGAUGGUCACCUAUCGAUUACAGCAUCUAUUGGGAAGCCAGAGCUUUUCAGGGAUCCUCGGGCUCCCAAUUUCUGUCCUGUUUCCGGCGACGGGAACUUCUACUUGCAUGUGCAGCCAUUGAAGAUGAUGAAUUUACGGGCAAAUUGCACCACUAAUCCCCGAGCUUCGGUCAAGCUUCAUUUUGGUUUUCGAACUUUCGAUUUAAAUGUAAAAGAUACUGGUUGUGGUAUUAAUUCUCAAGACCUACCUCACCUCUUUACCAAAUUUGCGCAUACUCAGAAUGGAGCAAACAAGGGUUAUAGUGGCUGUGGACUUGGACUUGCCAUUUGCAAGAGGUUUGUUAGUCUUAUGGGAGGACAAAUCUGGCUCGAGAGCGAAGGCAUAGGAAAGGGAUGUACUGCUUCAUUCAUAGUAAAACUCGGGGUUUGCGAAGACCCAAACGGCGAUCUCCGACGAAUUCCUAUACCUUCCGAGAGUGCCUCCGAUCGAAAAGAAUGUGUUAAUUCCUUCUGAGCUGCGAUAUGCAAGAAGUGUACAGAUCAUGCCAGGAAAGAAAACCAAACCAACCAACCUAUUGAUAUUGGAAAACCAAGAAGAUUCUUCUAUUGAUAUUGGAAGAAGCCCCAUCAAACAUAAAUUAUUUCUUUUUCCUAUAGCCAGUAAUGCACCUUCGAUUGCGAAAUAUCAAUUAUUUGUUGCGUAUUGUGAACCAGUGAAUGCAGGAUAUUCCAAAUUCAGGUGUCAAAGAGUUUCAUAAGACAUUCUUAGUGGAAAUAAAUGCAAGUGAAGAGAUCCUGCUGAAUUGAAUUUGA
Molecule: messenger RNA, 2416 nt
Organism: Ananas comosus (pineapple)
Lineage: Eukaryota; Viridiplantae; Streptophyta; Magnoliopsida; Poales; Bromeliaceae
Product: probable ethylene response sensor 1
Exons: 7
Coding region: 180-2117 (645 amino acids)
Biological process (GO): phosphorylation; signal transduction
Cellular component (GO): endoplasmic reticulum
Molecular function (GO): ethylene binding; phosphorelay sensor kinase activity; ethylene receptor activity
Source: RefSeq, a predicted model, not a curated record